AUGGCUAGUAUUGAUGAAAGUCCUGCUGCUAAGAGGUGGCUUCCUCUUGAAGCUAACCCUGAUGUUAUGAAUCAGUUUCUUUGGGGGUUGGGACUUCCACCUGAUGAGGCUGAAUGCUGUGAUGUUUAUGGAUUGGAUGAGGAACUCUUGCAAAUGGUUCCGAAGCCUAGUGAAGCAGAGAGAAUUCAACAAGAAGACAUUAAAACGGUGAGUACAGGGGCAUUUGAUCAUAGGUUGAAUGAUCCAAGCAGUAAAGUUUAUUUCAUGAAACAAACUGUGGGUAAUGCUUGUGGAACAAUAGGACUCCUUCAUGCUGUUGGGAACAUCACUUCAGAGAUCAAGCUCAUCUGGAUUGAGCCAGACAAUGUGAUUACAUGCUCAGCUGACGGAUCAUUCUUGGAUAGAUUUUUCAAAUCCACUGCAAGCAUGGAUCCAUUGGAGCGAGCCAGAUUUCUUGAGAAUGACAAAGAAAUGGAAGAUGCUCAUUCUGUAGCAGCCACAGGCGGUGAUACAGAGGUUGAGUUGGAGAUGGAGAAAGUAGUGGCUGAAAGUAUGGAUUUCACUGGAACGAAGGCUGGGCUUGGGCUUUUAAGAUGUGAAGUUGUAGGUGUGCAUUGUUUCUUCAUGUUUGAAGGGGAAGCUUCAGACAAUGUGGACACUCAUUUUAUCUGCUUCGCAUGUGUUGAUGGAAAACUUUUUGAGCUUGAUGGAAGAAAAUCUGGGCCAAUAGCUCAUGGUGCAUCCUCACCAGGCAGCUUACUACAGGAUGCAGCUAAAGUCAUACAGGGCAUGAUCCAGAAAAAUCCUGAGUCACUCAGCUUUAAUGUAAUUGCAAUUUCAAAGAGAGCUUAA
Messenger RNA from Dovyalis caffra, 852 nucleotides. NCBI's taxonomy places the organism in Eukaryota, Viridiplantae, Streptophyta, Magnoliopsida, Malpighiales, Salicaceae. The record is from the annotation of a GenBank genome assembly.